CACCGCCGGGGAGCCCUCCACGCCGUGCGACAUGGCCGAGAUCGGGAAAGGGGUCACCGCCGGGAAGCUGGCCAUCAGCGUCCAGAAGCGGCUCACCAGAGCGCAGGAGAAGGUCAUGCAGAAGCUCGGCAAAGCAGAUGAGACCCGAGACGUCGCCUUCGAGGAAAUGGUGGCCAACUUCAACAAGCAGAUGACAGAAGGCGGCAAACUGCAGAAAGACCUGAAAGCCUACCUGGUAGCAGUGAAAACGAUGCACGACGCGUCCCGGCGGCUGCAGGACUGCCUGGCCGACAUGUACGAGCCGGAGUGGUUCGGCAAAGAGGAGAUGGACGCGCUGACGGAGGAGAUGAUAGAGAAGGAGAUGGACAAUAACCUGGAGGACACAGACACUCUGUGGCUAGACUACCACCAGAGCAUCACUGAUAAAUCUCUGACCUCUCUGGACUCGUACCUGACUCAGUUCCCUGAUAUUAAGGCUCGCAUCGCCAAGCGUGACAGGAAGAUGGUGGACUUCGACAGCGCCCGGCAUCACUUCAGCUCCUUACAGAAAGGAAAGAAGAAGGACGAGGCCAAGAUCGCCAAGCAAGCAGCCCUGUUGGAGAUGGCGGCUCCCAGCUGGGCUCAGGGUUUGAUAUCAGCCCACCAGGUGGCUCAGACUAACCUCUCCUUCAACCAGGCCGAGGAGGAGCUGGGUCGAGCUCAGAAGAUUUUCGAGGAGCUGAACGUGGAGUUGCAAGAUGAGCUUCCAUCACUGUGGGACAAUCGUGUUGGCGUCUAUGUUAACACAUUCCAGGGCCUGGCAGGUCAUCAGGAGAAGUUCCACGGGGAAAUGAACAAGCUCAGCCAGAACCUGAACGACAUCAUGAGCAAACUGGAAGAGCAGCGGGAGCAGAAAAAAGGUGCUACUGCAGCAGCAAAGACAGGAGAAGGUGCCAAGAGUGAGGAAACCAACCACAGUGAAUCAGCCAGCUCAGCACCAAAGGUGGUGCAGAGGCCCGGUCCUCCUCCCAGUCGGCCUCCGCCCCGACCGAUGCCGUCUCCGGACCAGCGGCAGCAGCGGGUGGACCCGGUAGAGGACGAGGCCUCGGUGUCUGAUGUUAACACAGAGUCCAGCACCACGACGACGCAGCAGUGUGAGCCCUGGUCAGGGGUGAACCUGCUGGAUUGGGAUGUGGAGGUAUUACAGCCCGUCUCAUCUCCAGCUCCCAAGGUGGGUGGGCUUCGUAACGGUGAAAGGUUGGCGGAGCUGAAGGGUUGAAGACGUGUGUUUACAUGCAGAUAUAAAAACCUGUGUGUUCGAUUUCAUUUCACCUCGACUGAAGUGAUCUCACAAAACCAAAGAAGGCAGAAACGUCUUCAAAACUCUUCCACAGAAGAGACGAGAACUGAGUUUCAAACUGCUCCCCAUCUCACGCAUGGUGCAGAGAUCCAACAGAAGACUGCAUGUGAACACAGCUUCUACUAUUGUGUGUGUGUGUUUAUGUGAACUGCAUGUCCAUUCAGCCUCACUUUGCAUGCACAUGUACAGUAUAUGAGCUGAUCAGAGACUCUGCAAAUCGUUUGAUAAAACUUUAAGCAAAAGCUGCAAAACAUUGUCAGCUUUUGAAUGUGGAGUUCCUCUAAAACACGUAGAACUCAUGUGUGCUUCCUAAUGUUUGACCACUUUGAUGACGACCUGCACACUUUGUUCUCAUGGUUGUCUCGUCUCUAACUGCACCACGGAAGGCGCCAUCAUGGGACUCAUGGGUAAGCAUGGGUUCCUGUGCUCUUAACGGAGAAACGGACUCUUUUAUUUUCUACAUGUGAAGUAGAGCAGAGGAAGCUGGACUGUAGACGACUGACAGCAUCUUUUUUCAUCAUAAACCUCCUUCCUUUUCCUCUACGAUGCCCGUACCACCCGGGGUCCUGAUCUUUCAUGAUCCUCCUCCCAUCCUUCCACCUACCUUCCCUCUUGAUUCCAAACCCGCCACAACGCUCCUCAACCCCCUGACCUUUCCUAGCAAGAACAGACCGCCGCAGAGCCGCAGCACGAAGACGAGCGAUACCCAGAGGAGGCCAAAGGCGGCCGGGAACCCGAUGAAGGCAGCACCCAGCCCGGCAGGGAGGAUGCAGAGGCGGCUCAGGGUCAGGAGAGCAAAGUCUAUGCUGCUCCGUCGUACAGCGAGCCCAGCUGGGACGACGAUGGCGCCCGAGGGGGAGGUGGCUGUGGGGGUGAAGGAGAGGCCCAGGUAGGGUCGAAUCAUAGGGAGGCAGGUCUUUAACAGCCUGGAACUCAAGGAUCCCUAGUGAGAGUCACCAAACCCCUCUUCUUUCGUCUACUUUCACCUCUUUUUUCUGUUUAAUGCUUCUUCACACAUCUGACUGUGACUUCCUGAAUAAUAACCCUGGACCUUCUCUGCUUGUUCCA
Messenger RNA from Anarrhichthys ocellatus (wolf-eel), 2407 nucleotides. RefSeq names its product bridging integrator 1b (gene bin1b). The transcript has 15 exons. The record is from RefSeq and is a predicted model, not a curated record. Gene Ontology annotation, cellular component: synaptic vesicle; plasma membrane; cytoplasm. NCBI's taxonomy places the organism in Eukaryota, Metazoa, Chordata, Actinopteri, Perciformes, Anarhichadidae. Gene Ontology annotation, molecular function: tau protein binding; phospholipid binding. Bases 32 to 1258 code for a protein of 408 amino acids.